Messenger RNA from Patiria miniata (bat star), 5951 nucleotides. RefSeq names its product collagen alpha-1(I) chain-like. Gene Ontology annotation, molecular function: extracellular matrix structural constituent. Bases 95 to 4345 code for a protein of 1416 amino acids. The record is from RefSeq and is a predicted model, not a curated record. The transcript is spliced from 39 exons. NCBI's taxonomy places the organism in Eukaryota, Metazoa, Echinodermata, Asteroidea, Valvatida, Asterinidae.
UGCCUGUCGUUGACUGAGAGCCCCAGCCUGGGAACUGAACUGAGGCCAGACAGUUUAUUAUUUUCAUUGAUCAGUCCGCAAAGAUUGUACAAAAAUGUAUAGCUUUGUGGGACUCGUAUCCCGCUAUAGGCGGUUACUUCUGGUGUUUCUUGUCCUCUUCACGCUAGCCAAUGCCCAGAGAGCUCCUAGCAAGUUGGUUGGACCGAAGGGAGAUAGAGGACCAAAGGGCGAGCCUGGUGCCGGCAUAGCCGGUGGCAGUGGGAUCGCACCAGCGGCUGGACCCCCCGGAUUGCCGGGCCCCCGUGGCCCAACGGGAUCACGUGGUGAUAGUGGAGGUUCAGGACCACAGGGACCACAGGGAAUGAAGGGAGACACAGGAGUUAGAGGAAGGGUCGGCCUACCCGGACCUCCUGGCAGGGCGGGUCCCCCUGGCAGCCCAGGAACGUUGGCAGCAAAUGCUCAAGUCAGUCAACAAGGCUACAAGGGUGUUCUUCCCGGCGCUUUCCAGUACCCACAAGCCUCCGUUCAGGGACCCCCUGGCCCACGUGGUCCUCCAGGCAGCCCAGGACAGAGAGGAGCACAAGGAAUGAUUGGUUCUGCUGGCCAAACUGGAGAACCAGGACCCGCGGGACCUGCAGGACCUGGCGGACCCCCAGGACCCCCAGGCAGAAAUGGAAACGAUGGAGAUGAUGGCAAGGAUGGAGCCUCAGGACCCACUGGACCACCAGGAGCUUCUGGAUCCCGCGGUGCCCCGGGCAGACCCGGCAGCCCAGGCAUGAAGGGACACGCUGGCUUCGCUGGACUGCCCGGAAUGAAGGGAGACACAGGUGGAAAGGGAGAAAGAGGAUCUGAUGGUGCCACAGGCCCUUCGGGAGCCCCUGGACUUCCAGGAGCCGCAGGACCACAGGGAGAGAGAGGACGUACUGGAUCUCAGGGUGAGACCGGCCCAGCAGGAGCCGAUGGCUCAUCAGGAUCGCAGGGACCGUCAGGCCCACCAGGACCUACCGGAGCACCCGGUAUGCCCGGACCUGUGGGAGCAAAGGGAGACGCAGGCAGCCAAGGUGGACGUGGACCCCAAGGUGUUCAGGGUACAAGAGGCGAGCGCGGUAGUGAUGGUGGGCCUGGAGCCCCAGGUGCCCCCGGAGCAGCCGGACGCGAUGGAAGCCAAGGAGCGAAGGGAGCCACUGGCGCCACCGGCGCCAUGGGAUCACCAGGCUUCCAGGGACCCACCGGACCCCCAGGACUGGCCGGUGCUGUAGGAGCCCCCGGUGCCAAGGGAGACCAAGGUGCACCGGGUGCUUCAGGUGAGCGCGGUGAGGCUGGACCACAAGGACCUACUGGUGAGAUCGGACCACAAGGACCUUCUGGAGAAUCAGGACAGGAUGGACCCAGAGGUGCUAGAGGAUCACCAGGAGCUACUGGCCCACCAGGAGCUGCUGGAGAACGCGGAUCUAUUGGUCCAAUGGGACCUUCUGGACCUUCUGGAGCACCAGGACCUCGGGGCCCCCCAGGAGAGAGGGGAGCACGCGGAGAGCAGGGAGCGAAGGGUAACGAGGGUGAGCCAGGCCGUGCUGGAGAGCCCGGAAUUGCAGGAUCAAGAGGAUUGACUGGUGCCCCAGGAAAGGAAGGACGUGAUGGCAAGCCAGGACAAGCCGGACCAUCCGGUGAAGAUGGCCGACCGGGAUCCCCAGGUGCCCAGGGACAACGUGGACUUCAAGGAAUUCAGGGUCUGCCAGGAUCUGCAGGAGCACAGGGUGAGCGUGGAGCUGACGGUGCCCCAGGAGCCCCAGGUUCACAAGGCGCCCCGGGUGAAGCCGGCAAACAAGGAAACCCUGGACCUGCUGGACCAGCUGGACCAACUGGAAACGUCGGAGAGAGAGGUUCAGGUGGACCACAAGGACCUAGUGGACCAAUGGGCCCACCUGGACCAACUGGAGCCCCGGGUGAGCAGGGACCUGCUGGAGAUGUUGGAGCACCAGGCGAAUCUGGCCCAUCCGGACCCAUUGGACCAAGAGGAGAACGUGGAGGCCAGGGCGAGAGAGGAGCCCCAGGAACUGCCGGACCGCCAGGAAAGCGUGGUACCAGUGGACGCAGCGGUUCUGAUGGACGCAAGGGCGACGUUGGAGCCAAGGGAGACGCAGGCUUGCCAGGACCAUCUGGACCCCAAGGUGCCCCAGGUGAGCGAGGACCCGGCGGACCCCCAGGACCUUCUGGAGCUACUGGAGCUGUUGGACCCACCGGUGCCCCUGGCCCAGCUGGUUCAGAUGGUAGCAUGGGACCAAUGGGCCCCGUCGGCCCCUCCGGUGCCGUAGGAAUGCCGGGAGACCAAGGAGAUGUAGGCGAGCCUGGACCGGCCGGUGCCCAGGGAGAACGUGGUGACUCUGGAGUCCAAGGAGCACAAGGACCUCCAGGACCUCAAGGAUUCGUUGGGGGACCCGGACGUCCUGGAGCCCAAGGAGCUCGCGGAGAGGGCGGACCUGCUGGAGAUAAGGGAGCACCAGGACCUGCUGGACCUUCUGGUGCACCGGGUGAUGCUGGACCUGCUGGAGCCCCAGGAGCUUCUGGCCCACAAGGUGAUCGUGGAGAGACUGGAGCACAGGGAUCAAUGGGACCCUCGGGACCAAUGGGACCAGUUGGUGCACCUGGACUUGCUGGACCCACCGGCCCAGCUGGACCAGCAGGACCUGCAGGAAACGAUGGCGCUCCAGGUGCUCGCGGCGAGUCUGGUGCCACUGGACGUCCAGGUGAACAGGGACCUCAGGGUCUGCCCGGACCCAGCGGAGAUAGAGGAGAGAGAGGAAGCGAUGGUUCUACCGGUUCCCCAGGACCCCCAGGACCUGCUGGACCUUCUGGACAAAUUGGAAACCUCGGUGUCAACGGAGCUCCCGGACCCCGUGGAGCUGUUGGUCAACCCGGUGCCAGUGGAGAACCUGGCCGUGCUGGUAAUGAUGGAGCUCAAGGUGAGCGUGGAGCACCUGGUGCCCCAGGAGCCCCUGGCCCCGCCGGAGCUCCAGGAGAUGCUGGUGCCCAAGGUGAGAGCGGAAACGAUGGUGCCACUGGAGCAACCGGAUCUCGUGGUGACAAGGGCGACCAAGGAUCUACUGGACCAUCAGGUGCACCUGGUGCCCCUGGCAUAGCUGGUGCCCCAGGACCCGCUGGACCCUCAGGAGAGCGUGGCGAUACUGGAGCCCCAGGAGCCGCUGGACCAGCUGGCCCCUCCGGACAGCGUGGAAACACUGGACCUGCUGGACCCUCUGGCCCAUCCGGAGUCGCUGGUGAGCGUGGUGCUACAGGAUCACAAGGAGCGAAGGGACAUCCGGGUAUGCCAGGUCUGCCUGGUAUCCAGGGACCUCCGGGUGUUGGUGGUGAGGUUGGCCAAGCCGGUGGGGCCGGAUCCCCAGGAGCUAGAGGAGCCCCAGGAUCGAGAGGUGCCAAUGGAAAGGAUGGAGUAACUGGUGCACGUGGAUAUGCUGGACAAGAGGGCCCACGUGGUCCUCGUGGUGAGGAUGGACAACAAGGACCUGCUGGACCACCAGGACCCCCAGGACCUCCAGGACCCCCAGGUGAAGUGCAAGCCAGCUAUGGCCUAAGCUACCCGUACGCCAGCUCGGGAGGAGGAAAGGGAGGUGACCCGUACGCAGGAUCAUAUGGCUACUAUGGAGAUGCUGCCUCCAAGGCUAAGGCCAAGCCCAUGGACAAUCUGGAGAUCAGUCUGGUCUUGGCCUCUCUGGACAAGCAGAUCAACGACCUCAAGAAGCCAGAAGGCACCAAGGAUAACCCAGCACGCACCUGCAAGGAUCUGUUCCUCUGCAACACUGACUUCCCAAGCGGUUAUUACUACAUCGAUCCCAACCAGGGAUGCACCGCUGAUGCCAUCCGAGUCUAUUGCGACAGAGACAGCAACGAAACUUGCGUUGAGCCUAAAGUUGCCCAGUUCUUGAAUAAGACUUGGGAAGGCGAAUCCAAGACUGUCUACCUGAGCUCCCUCCUGAAUACCGACAAGAUUGAGUACAAUGUCACUGACCAGUCUCAGCUGACAUUCCUCCGCCUGCUGACCACCACCGUCUCCCAGAGCAUCACCUACCACUGCAAGAACUCCAACGCUGACCUCAAGCUCAUGACCAGCAUAGACAUCGAGCUAACCAGGGAAAACGAAGUCCCCAGCAACCGAUUUGAUGUUCUCGCUGAUAACUGCGCAGUUAAGAAUGGCCAAUGGCACGAGACGAGACUGGAAUACACCACCACCACAAGGAGCGGCCGUCUACCAAUCACUGAUGUCGGAACAAGCGACAUCGGAGGAAACGCAGAGUUUGGUUGGGAGAUCGAACCAGUAUGCUUCGUGUAGGCUGCCUUCUUGAAAAACCUCAACUGCAUAGACUUUUGUGUGAAUAGAAGCUUCUCAAAUUAAAAAAAAACAACAGAAUUAAAUAAAAUAAAAAGAACGUAAUAUGUCUCGGUGCUAGCGAUCGUUGUUUACUUUAGGCAUUUUUUUUUCCUUUUUUGGUUAAUUCCCCUUCGAGAAAACGCACUGUCUUGAAUGAACUCAGUUAUGUAGUGAUGAGCCAGUAGAUUAAUCUGACAGACUGUUUUACCAACUUCCUCAAAGUAGAAAAUCCAAAUCAUUAACAGGGAUACAUUUAUCUUUUGGAUGUGCAUUUCCAUCGGUAGAAAGAACUUAUUUUUAAGCUUUUCAAAGGUGCUUUUAAGGAUUUUUAAAAAAUUUAAGUAUUCAAUUACCCCACGCUCAUUAAACUUCUCAUGUAGAAUUUAGAGCAGUGUACUGUGAAACAUUUAACAACCAACUCAUAAUUCUUGCUACCAGAAGAGCUUAACUUAGACACAGUAAAAGUUAAAAAAAACACUCAUGUAUAUAAUGAUCAGUUGCCGAUUAUGCACAAUAGGCUUGGAAAGUACUAGAGUAUUGAAAGACAAAACUUCCUAUUGUAUCAAAUGUAAAAAAACAAACCAUAAGAUUCAAGAUUAAACUCACCAAAUAAAAAAUGUUCUACCUUAGCGAGAUUGUGUUUAGAAUUUAGACUCCUUUAGUUCAAUAUAGAUGUGUGCUUUGAAAUUUUACCAGAUUUAGAGUGGUUGUUUACAAAAGAAAAAGACUUGUUUACUGUCAGACAUGCUGAACUGUCGAUGUUUGAUUUCAAAGUACAGGUCAAAGUGUUGUCCAAUUCUUGCCAAAUUUUGCCCGAUGGGAUGUUUUUUUAUCUAAUUUUUUUUUUAAAAUAGAAGCAGCCAGUACAGACUCAGGUCAACUCGAUUAUGGAUUUAUUCUACAAUCCAGAAUAAUUUGUAGUCUAUAUUUUUAUACCACUUUUCCCAGUGUACUUGUUUCCAUAUGGAACACAAUUAUGUAAAAAAAAUCUCAUUCCAUUUUAAGAACAAACGACAUGCGCUUUGUAUAGUGGAUUCGGUGGAAAUUUGUAAUUUUACUGAUAAUCACUAAUUUUUUUUUGCUGCAAAAAGAAAGAGGAAAAUACACUAUGCAAAUGUCAUCCACAAGGAUGACCUUUGGUGCUUCUUAAAAAAAAAAAGACUGAAAGUUGAUUUUUUUUUUCAUUUCUAAGUUCUCCACUUUUCCCAUGUCCGCUAUUUCUUUUACCCAUGUCUUCUAUUUCUUGAAGUGGAACAGUUUCAAGUGUUGGUUUAAAGUGCAUAAAAAAAAUGGGGGGAAAAAAAAUCGUUAUUUGAACACUUUUUUAGGCUGAAAAUUUCACCAGAUUUUUAGUGUUAGUUCAAAGUGUGAAUUACUUCCAACAAUGGUAUUCUUUACACUGGCGUAAAGAAACACUUGAAGUUGUUCCCAGUUAAAGAUUGAGAGUGUGUGUGUUUCUUGGCCCUUGAAUUUUUUUUUAUUGUUAGCUUAUAAGGAUUUGAUUGCAUGAAUACACGUAUCCAGCUUGUACCCGCUCAGUGCUUGCAUAGUAAACCGGCUCAUUCAA